AUCUUGUUUUUUAAUACGGUCACACUGCGAGUUGAGAAGUUGCAAAUCAUUUCAUCUUAAAAUUCGUUUUUGUGUUAUUCGCCCAUAAAUAUGAACAAAUUCGAGCAAUUCCCAGAUUACCAAGUGCCCGGAGUGCAACAUCAUGACUUUUCUCCAUACGAGUCCAAUGGAGGCUCCAUAGUGGCCAUAGCCGGUGAAGAUUUUGCGGUGAUAGCUGCGGACACUCGUCUAAGCAGUGGAUACAAUAUUCACACUCGCACUCAGAAUAAAUUGUUCAAAUUAUCGGAAAACAGCGUUUUGGGCUCCACCGGCUGCUGGUCUGACACUCUUUCGCUGACCGGACUAUUAAAAGUCCGCAUGCAAAUGUAUGAGCACACACAUCUAAAGGUGAUGUCCACCGAUGCUCUGGCCCAGAUGCUAUCUAUCACCAUGUACAACCGCCGCUUUUUCCCUUAUUAUGUAUCAAACAUUUUGGCCGGUGUUGAUAAGGAUGGCAAAGGAGUUGUCUAUUCCUACGACCCAAUUGGUCAUUGUGAACGGGCUACUUAUCGUGCUGGCGGCACUGCUGGUCCCUUGCUUCAGCCAGUACUGGACAAUCAAAUUGGAUACAAGAAUCAGAAUCUGUCCCAGGAUGAACUACCCAAGCUGAGCAUUGACCGAGCCGUGGCUGUUGCUUUCGAUACGUUCAUUUCGGCUGCCGAGCGUGACAUUUACACUGGGGAUUCGGUCAUAAUCAAUAUCAUCACGAAGGAUGAAAUAAAAUCCCAAGAGUUACCUUUGCGCAAGGAUUAAACGGUUUAUUGGCGGGCUGGAUGAAGGAUCAGAAAAAAAGCAUUCUAAAAUUAAAAAUUUUUUGUAAUUCCCUACAGAAAACAGGAUAAAUAAAAUAAAUCUUGUAUAAACAAGUAAUAAGUAAUGUUA
Drosophila willistoni is the source of this 921-nucleotide messenger RNA. It is a transcript of the gene Prosbeta6, whose product is annotated as proteasome subunit beta type-1. Lineage: Eukaryota; Metazoa; Arthropoda; Insecta; Diptera; Drosophilidae. Gene Ontology annotation, cellular component: proteasome core complex. The coding region runs from base 91 to 792 and encodes 233 amino acids. The transcript is spliced from 2 exons. The record is from RefSeq and is a predicted model, not a curated record.